Molecule: messenger RNA, 2493 nt
Organism: Silurus meridionalis
Lineage: Eukaryota; Metazoa; Chordata; Actinopteri; Siluriformes; Siluridae
Gene: sclt1
Product: sodium channel and clathrin linker 1
Exons: 22
Coding region: 1-2229 (742 amino acids)
Biological process (GO): cilium assembly; clustering of voltage-gated sodium channels
Cellular component (GO): centriole
Source: RefSeq, a predicted model, not a curated record
AUGUUUCUAAACUCUAAAAAUGAAACUGCUCCGGAACCACCCACACCUCAGUUUGUUGUCCGGGGUUCGCUUUUAAAGGACGGACUGUAUACCGGAAGUGGCUGUGAUUGGCUGAGCUGGUCGGAUUUGAAGAAGCAGCGCAGGAUUUUAAACGUGUGUGUGUGUGUGUGUGUGUGUGUGUGUGUGUGUGUCAUGGCUUCAGAACUGGAGUUUCUGCGAGAUCAAGUGAACAGGUUGAAUUUAGUUCUUGGCCGUUAUCAGGAUGCUCCAUCGAUAGUCACAGAGGGUGAAGAUAAAGAGUGUAAGUCUGCAGCACCGUGGAUCCCAGACCAAAGCAUCAUGGCUCCUCUGAUAGUGGAAUACGAUCGUCACAUGCAGCAGAUGGAGAAACAGCUCAAACUCUACCAGAGGCAGAUGGUGGAUGUCAGGGCCAGCCUGGAGCAGGUGGUGCGUGAGAAUGAACGGCUGUAUGAGGAGCAGCGUCUUUCUGUAGAGAAACAGCUGCAGUCUCUUUCUGUAGAUGAAGAUGCUGCUGUGGAUGCUGAUAUCAUUCACAAUCUGGAGGAGCAGGUCAAGUGUGCAGUGGAGGAGAAGGAGCGGGUGGUACAAAUGUGGCGAGUUGCUGCUCAGGAGCUGGAUCGUCUGCAGAAACUUUACCAGACCAGCAUGAGAGACGGACACAUACACACUGCACAGCACAAACACACACAGAAUCAGGUUGCACAGCUCCAACAUCAUGCCCAAAAUCUUCAGGCAACGAACCAAAACCUGGAAUUGACGAAUGAACAGCUUCUUAAGACUGUAACAGAACAGACGAGUGAACUGGAGGAGCUGCAGAAUCAACUCAGGCAGGUAAAGCUGGACCUCAGGACAGCUACAGCUAAAGUAGAUGAGAUGACUAAGCUCUUGAAGAAGUUUCAGAACCAGAUGCAGCACACGGAGGAGGAUGCAGCAGAGGCUCAUGUGAGAGAGGAAGCAUCUGACCGCAGGUUGUUGCAGCUACAAACAACACUGAGUCAGAUAGAAGGAAGGCUGAAGGUGGCGAGUCAGGAGGCGGAAUCAGUGAGGAGGAAGGAGGUGGUGUGGGAGAAGCAGGUCGGGGAGCUUCAGAGUCGCUGUGCUACAUUACAGGACGAGAAGUUCCAGGCUUUCCAAAAACUUCGGGAUUCACUGCAGCUGGCAGAGGAGUCGUCACUGCAGAGAGACCAGGCUCAGCUGCGGGAGAAGCAGAGAGUGGAAGAGUUGGAGAGGAUGAAGGAAGGUAUGAAGCAGCUGGUGGAAGAAGCAGCCAUCCGCACCAGGAAGGAGGUGGAGUGUGUGCGUCAACAGUGUAACACACAGAUUAAUCGUCUCACAGAGGAACUUGCCGCUCUGCAGCUGGAGUGUUCAGAUAAACAGAGUCAGCUGGAAAGGGCACACAGAGAGAGGAAGGUGGUGGAGGAGGAGCUCGAGAAGGUGUACAGAGAGGGCCGAUACGGUGUUGCAGAUGGGAGGAAGAUGGAGGCACUACAUCAGAGAUGUUUAAAUGCAGAGAGAAUAAAAGACGAGCUGGAGCACACACUCAACACCACACACUCCAACAUGAAGAAGAUGGAGCUCGAAUUGGGUGAAGAGCUGUUGCGCUGUCAGGAGGAGGUGCGAAGGCUGCAGGUGGCGCUAUCGAAUACAAGAACAGAGUGCAGCAGUGUGUGUGAGGAGAGACUCAGCCUGCAGCAGGAGAACCAACAACUGCACAGAGACAUGGACACACUGCACAAAGAGUGUGUGUCUGCACAGAGACACGCCAAACUACAGGUGUCACGUAUGCAGCAGGAGGUCUGUGUAAGGAAGCAAGCAGUAGAGUCAAAACUAAGAGAAAUGGAGGAAAGAAACAAACAGUCCACUGCUGAACUCCAGCGCCGCCUACAGGCACAACAACACAACAACACGCGCUACAGAGAGGAGAGUGUCCAACUCACUCAUACACUGCAACACACACUCACCUCACUGAGGGCGGAGAUGAGCAGACAGAAACAGCAAUGUCAUGAUCUGGAGAAUAAUUUGCAGUCCGCACAGGAGAAGAUCCUGGAGUUUGAGCAAGAAUUAGCAGAGCACCAGGAGAAGAACACUCGCUUACAGACUCGACUCACUCAGGCUGAACAUCGAGCUUCCACCACCUCACAGCAGCUCACCCUGAUGACCCAGAGGAGAAAAGCCGUUUCCGUGAUGGACCUGGAGCUCCUGGAAUAAAGCUUUGUGAUUUCCUGCACGGUUCCAGACGAGUUUCUCCUUAAACCCGUCACACAAAAUGAUCAGAACUGUGUGAAAACUUACAAACUAUUUUUACUCCUGUAUGUAAAAUCUCUCUCACUGACUGACACACACACACACACACACACACACACACACACACACACACUGACACACACAAGCUGAUUUCUCUCAGGUACCAAUUGAAAUGUUUUAAAUGUGUUUACAUUAAAAUGUUUUUCAAUAAAAUUCACCUUAAAUUCA